This is a messenger RNA of Penaeus vannamei (Pacific white shrimp), 862 nucleotides long. Lineage: Eukaryota; Metazoa; Arthropoda; Malacostraca; Decapoda; Penaeidae. The record is from RefSeq and is a predicted model, not a curated record.
GUGUUGAUGGGCCUCUCUGUCUUGGCUUCCUGGGUCAAAUACGACUUCACAAUGCUGGCGAUCUUCGUCGUCUUCAGAAUGGCCGUCCCCCAGCUGAUCUUCAUCCCGAUAGUCAUUUGGUCAAACGCGAUGAUCAACAUGAAGUACAUUACCCUGUGGGCCGUCCUCUUCGUCUUCUGCCUGCUGAUCGAUAUGCAGCGCAUCAAAGGAUGGAAACAUAGAUCCGCCCUUCCCCCGGAUGAGUUGCUCGUGGCCUUCCACUUGCACCUCGACCUCAUCCACGUCUCUAUGUACAUCCUCGCAAUCCUUGACGGAACAAUGAUUAUAGGAUGAUGGUAGAUGGAAGGAAGAGAAAGGUGGGGGGGGGGAGGGCAAUGAGGAAGGGGUUAGUGACUCUCUAGGAAGGGUUGGAUUGUCGAAAGGUGUUUUCUUUAAUGAAUUGCUGUGCGUUAUUUUGAUUUAAGGAUGUUAUUUAUGAGGGACAUCCUUUGAAGGAAAAAAGGAAGGAACAGGCUAAGGCGGAAGUCAACCAUUUAAUUCAUGACGAGAGAGAGUUCAUGGAAAAGGAAUCAAACAUUUGAUUUAUUUUGAAUGCGAGGAUUUAUGGGAAAGGAGUGGCAAUGGAAUGGGAUUGUAUGUUGAUAGUGCAAUGGCAAUGUUUAUUUAUUAUUUUUUUCCUUUUGUGUGUAAACAAGGAAAAUGGACACAUGGAUAUUAAUGAUGAAUCCAUACAUGAUUAUCUGUUUGUUUCAACACUAUACUUUAUUUAUGUACACAUGCGUACCUUUAUCGACUAUUUUACUUGUAUGUCUAAGAUUUAGUCUUCAGCAUAAAUGUGUGAUGUACUCGGCAAUAAAACCAU